Vespula vulgaris is the source of this 2889-nucleotide messenger RNA. RefSeq names its product Golgi resident protein GCP60. Gene Ontology annotation, molecular function: fatty-acyl-CoA binding. The transcript is spliced from 4 exons. Gene Ontology annotation, cellular component: Golgi membrane. The record is from RefSeq and is a predicted model, not a curated record. The coding region runs from base 463 to 1872 and encodes 469 amino acids. Lineage: Eukaryota; Metazoa; Arthropoda; Insecta; Hymenoptera; Vespidae.
UCAGCCAAUCAUUACGGUCCAUAUAAAGUGCGCUUUUUACUGAUUCUGUUUUCUUUUAUUCAAAUUGUUUUUCGUUAUAUCUCGAAUUUUUCGUACAAGAUAAUUAAAAAGGAAUAACGAUUAUUUAUAUUUUCUUCGAAAAACAUUCGUGUUUGUUAAAAGUACCGAUCUAGUGAAAUGAAUGCAAUUGGUUAAAAAUAAGAUAGUACGUCAUUUGCCGAUAACAUAUCUGGUAUGGUUUAAAUAUGCGCCACUUAUAAUACGUAUGAUUAUAUUUCAUUGUAAAUUGUAUUUUGCGCUUUAUAUGUUUUAUAAUUUUGAUAAUUAAAUCAUUGUAAUUUAUACUUGUGUAUCGAUAAGUUCUCGUAGUAAAAACACGUAUGGUAAAAAUCCCGAUUAUAUUUUCAAUGAGGUUAGAAUUGUAAUGGCAGCAUUGUUCAUUGACGUGUCAUUGAGUUACAAAUGGCGGCGACCGAUGAGACUGUUUCCGUACUAGAGAAAGAUAUCGAAAAAUUAAGUGUUUUAGAAAGUGAUUCGAACAAGAACGAUGAUGAUACCAAAACUGGAGAGAUUUAUGAACCACAUUUAUGGGGUUUCGAAACACGGGAACUCUAUAAAAUUGCACUCAAUUUCUAUAAAGAGAAAGAAGGUAAAGCUGUUCACCUUUCGUAUGAGGAUAAAUUAAAGUUGGUUGCAUUUACACAGCAGGUAAUGCAUGGAAAAUGUACUGCUGAAAAUGCCCCACCAUUAGGAGUUUUAGAUGUAAUUGGUAGAGAUAGACGUCUGGCAUGGCAAAAUUUAGGAGAUAUAUCUAAGGAACAAGCAAUGGAAGGAUUUAUAGUUUUACUAGAUAAAUUGUGUCCAUUAUUUAAGACAGUAGUAGAAGCACAAAAGAGAGAUAUAGAAGAAAAAAAGCGUUUGAAGCAAGAAGAAAAAAUUAAACAGAUAGAAGAAGAAAAAAGAUUGGCAGAAUUAGCUGAAACAAAAAAAAGAGAAGAAGAGGAAAGAUUAAAAUUGGAAUUACAAAAAAGACAAAUACAAGAUGCGCUCAAUCGACAAACAUAUUAUCAAUUUAAAGUAUAUGCUGAACAACAAUAUCCUGGAAAUCCAGAGCAACAGGCUGUUUUGAUUAGACAAUUACAAGAACAGCAUUAUCAUCAAUAUAUGCAACAAUUACAUCAAAAUCAAUUAGUCAUAGAAGAUCAAAAAACGGAAGAAUCAAAUGAAUUGGAUAACACAAAUAAAAAUACUGAAAAGGAACCCAUAACAGAAAAUGAACCUGCGCUUUUACAAGAUGAAGAUUCGGAUGAGUUACAGGAAGACUGGCCACCAAUUGCCCCUGCUGAAAUGUGGACACGUAAAGGUGUGGAGGAAUUUAAAGAAACAAUUAGAAAGGAAGCAGGUGAUGCUGUUAUAAAGGUUGGCCAUGGAGAAACUGUUACUGUGAGGGUACCAACACAUGAAGAUGGUUCAUGUUUAUUCUGGGAAUUUGCCACCGAUGGCUAUGAUAUUGGAUUUGGAGUUUAUUUCGAAUGGUCUAAAUCGGAUACAGAUCAAGUAUCUGUUCACAUUAGCGAAUCGGAAGAUGAUGAAGAUGAAGAAGAUGAAUACGAAACUCAAGAUGAUUUAGAAAGUGGAGGAAUAAACGGAAAUAAUAGAGUUGAAUACAAAUCAACCAUACCACCUAUAAGUGUAAUAGUACCUAUCUACAGGAGAGAUUCUCAAGAAGAAGUAUAUGCUGGAAGUCAUCAGUAUCCUGGACAGGUAAAUGGAGUAUAUCUUCUGAAAUUCGAUAAUUCAUAUUCAUUGUGGCGAAGUAAAACACUUUACUAUCGAGUAUACUAUACUAGACCAGGAUUUACAAAGGAUUAGUUGUAAUUGUUAAAUUAAGAAUUUAUUGAGUGUAUAUUUGUUGUGCACUGGCUCGUCAUAAUCGCCUGCUGAUAUUGCUAGUCCAACUAAAUAAAAUGUCCUAUAUCCUGUCUUUUCUCACAUAAGACAAGGUGUUCACUGUGCAAAAAUAAUAUACAUAUAUAUAUACAUAUAUUAAAAUAUAUAUAUAUGUAUAUAUAUGUAUGUAUGCAUGUAUGUAUGUAUGUAUAUAUAUAUAUACACAUAUAUAUAUACAUGCAUAUACCACACAUAUAUAUUAUAUAUAAAAAUUAAUAUUCGUAUCCGCCUAUUACAGGCUAAUCAGUGAUGUUGAAUGGAAAAAAAGGAAUAUAAAAAAGAGAACUAUAAGUUAAUAAAACUUAUAAAAAAAAAUCUGUAUUAAUAAACAUUUAGUAUUGUCUGCAUGUAUUAUUCAGAUAUAAUAUGUAAAUUUUGCCACUUUCAACCCCGUUUUUUAUAUUUUCUGGAUAUGUUGAGAAUAAUAUUUUGGAUUUCAAAUCUAUCCUCUCUAUAUGUUUCGGUGGCCCCUCUACAGCUACCUGAAAUCCCAAAUCUCUAUAUAUUAUUCAGAAAUUAAAAAAAAAAAGAAAGAAAUCUUUAGCUCAAAGGCAUUAAUCUGCAGGCAUUAGACGUUUAUUGAUAUAGAUGUUUAUUGUAUAGUUAUAUAAGGACACUUUUUAUUUAAAAAAAAAAAAAUUAGCACAAGAACAAUGAAUAUGUUUGUUACCUUAUUGAUGAAAAUUGCAUUCAAAUGAUUUUGAAUUACGGACAAAGAAUAAAAGUAUCAGAAGAGUUUCACAAUGCACAGUCUAAAUGUAUUACAUUUCCGUGCGACUGUGUGUGCGUCUGUGGGUGUUAAUAUAGAUCGUAUAUUACUUGUAUAAUCAAGAAGGAUAUAAUUCCGGUACGCUUAAUUAGCACCACAUUUUAUGGCUUUACGCAAAUUAUUGCAUGUUCUUUUUUUUUGAGAAAUACAAUAUAAGUAUAUAAAACAUG